This is a messenger RNA of Aspergillus puulaauensis, 309 nucleotides long. RefSeq lists its product as uncharacterized. NCBI's taxonomy places the organism in Eukaryota, Fungi, Ascomycota, Eurotiomycetes, Eurotiales, Aspergillaceae. The coding region runs from base 1 to 309 and encodes 102 amino acids. The record is from RefSeq and is a predicted model, not a curated record. The transcript has a single exon.
AUGCGGAUGUGGAAGGAAAGGGUGCAGAUAGGAUGGGAAGGAAGGUCGGAGGAAAUUGGUUUCGUUGCGGUUGAGCUUGCACUGGGAGGCUUUUUGUUGCAUCACCAUCACCAUUAUUGCAUUUUCUGCGUGCUUUGCUUUUUUAUUUCUCGGUCUGCAAAAAUCUGGGCGGGCGGCUAUCUGCUUUCAAAAAGCAUUUUAUUUGCGUGCAUCGGUCUGAUUCUCAACCCUGUCUUUCUUGUAUCAUUUGUUCUUGAGCUCCGUUGCGCUUUGGACAGCUGGGUUGAGGAUGCUGCGCGAGGAGAGUGA